This is a messenger RNA of Anoplopoma fimbria (sablefish), 3246 nucleotides long. RefSeq names its product NADPH oxidase organizer 1-like. The transcript has 8 exons. Bases 226 to 1725 code for a protein of 499 amino acids. The record is from RefSeq and is a predicted model, not a curated record. Gene Ontology annotation, molecular function: superoxide-generating NADPH oxidase activator activity; phosphatidylinositol binding; protein binding. NCBI's taxonomy places the organism in Eukaryota, Metazoa, Chordata, Actinopteri, Perciformes, Anoplopomatidae. Gene Ontology annotation, biological process: superoxide anion generation.
CUCACUGCCAGAUCGUUCUCCGUAUUUUGCCAGACCUUCCAGCGUUAUUCCCCGGACUGAUUUCCCGUUGCCGACCCUGCCUGCCUGGUGACUCACGGCUCUCUUUUGUGAUGUUUAAUAACCUGUGAUAUAGAUCUCUGACUUUGAGAGAGGCAGUUCAGCUCGACACUGAAGGUCAAUAAAGCAGCUAUUCAUCCUGACAGCUCAGACACAAUCAACUGGACGAUGGCCGUUGAUCAACGCUUCAUAAUCAGUGCCCGCAUUAUCGGAGCCGUCCACAGGGACACACCAAAACUGAAGAUGUUCAUGAUAUCUGUGUUGUGGUCUGACGAGACUGAAGUUAUUGUCUACAGGUCCUUCAAGGAUUUCAAGAAAUUUCAUAGGCAGCUGAAAAAGAGGUUCCCUCACCUGAACCCUUUCAGGAAAAACGACAGAGUGAUCCCAAAAUUUACAGGGCAGGUCAGGAGGAACAGCCUCCAGAAGAAAGGAUCCAAGCGAUCUGUCCAACGGAUGAAGUUCCUGGAGAGCUACUGUGACAAGCUGUUGAAGUGCGACCAAACUGUGACUCAGAGCUCAGAGGUGGCUCAGUUCUUUAUGCCCAAAGACCAUGACCUGCAGCCAGACUUCACCAAGAACAGCAUCAUGAUCCUGCUGCCUGAUGGCUCAGGUGGAGGAGGGGGUGAUGUGACUCGCCAGCAUGCAGGCAGCAUCACUCACCCGUUUGUCACCCAGACUUACCGCUGCGUGGCCGCUUACGAGACAAAGGAUACCAAGAACCGUCCGUUUAAGGUCGCUGUGGACGAGAAGCUGGAUGUCCUGAUCAAAGACCCUGCAGGUUGGUGGCUGGUGGAGAAUGAAGAUAAGCUUUUGGCUUGGUUUCCGGCUCCCUACCUGGAGUUAUGUGAAGGAGAGGAUGGUGAUGAUGCUGGUUUCCAGCUAGCAGGUGCCCUGUACUGUGCCGUGAGGAGUUACUCUACUAAGAAGGAUGACGAGGUGUCUGUGCCCAUUGGCUCUGUGGUGGAGGUGCUGAGGAAGUCUGACAACGGCUGGUGGCUCAUCAGGUUCAAUGGAAAGGCAGGUUACAUCCCCUCCAUGAACCUGCAACCAUACAACAACCCACGGGCAGGCCUUUACAGCCUGCAGAAAAAGCUGCACAGCUCCACUCUGAACCUGGCAACCAGCAGGGAACCUCAGGCUCCUCGUCCAUCCGGCAUCAACGAAGAAAAUAGUCCACAACGGGAUUCUGCAGGUCAGUCCAGAGGAGAGCCCAGUCUGCCAGGGCGUCUCCACAAGGCCCGAUCUCUGGAUGUUCUCUCUGAGACCUGGUCACAAACACCGACGGAGAGGGAAGCCUCAACCUCAGAAGGCCGCGCACGCAGCUUGAGCAACACAAGCACUGAGAUCAGCUUCUCAGACUUCUCCUCAAGCAGCGAAUCAUCAAGUCCAACAGUCAGUCCUUCAGCCUCACCUCAGCCUGGUGUCAGUGACAGUGGGAUCAGCAUUCCUGAUCUCAGCCUCUACGACCGCCGAGGCUCCAACACUAGCCCUGACAGCUCUGGAUCUUUAAGCUCCAAAGGAAGUGAGAUGGCUUCAGUGGCUCCCAGGAUGCCACCCAGACCAAAAACAGAGGAGAUCCUGACCCGCUGCACCACCAUGACCCGCAAGGCAGCCCUGGCUACCAAGACCCGGCUUCAGAUUCAGCCAGAGUCCAUCCACAGCCGCUAGGGAAUCACAAGACUUUGAUUCAUGAAGUAUUCAUAUAACUUAUGUUACCGGUUAGACCCCAUAGGGUCUGUCAGUCAAGUGUGUUUUGUGCGGCAUUUUAAAUAUCUUGAUUUCAAUUUUUUGUCAUACCAGAGAUCGAAGAUAUAGUAAUAUUGGCUGGGAUGAUUAACGUCGGGCUCAAUGUGACAGGAACCGGGAUUUGAUGACGACGUUCGCGCGCAGCCACUUUGGGGCGGCUACGUCAGAGAGCAUGGACAUUGAGGAGCUGGCAGUGACCGUGUCUCAGAGACUGUGGUUGUUGCAACUGAACCAGCUCAAAGAAAAGGAUGGGUAAUAAUUUACCUUAGCCAAAUACAAAUUUUAACUGAACAGAGCCUGAACGCAUCAUAAUGUAACUGAAUGGAUCAUCCUUAUGUUAGCAUUAACAGAGAUUCCCAUCAUGCAGGUGCUGCUGAUGGGAAAAGAUGCCCUCUGGUUAGACUGAUGUCACUAAACCAGUUCUAUGGCAACUAUUUGUGUGCAUGGGUGUGUGUGUUUAGCUAUUGUUUCCCACAGUAACCGGGAAUCAUCAGGAAGUGGCACGAGAUGUACUUUUAAUCAGUCAGUAGUUUUAUAAGACACAUAUCACACUGUACACCGCCAUCAUUGUUAUGUAUGACCAGAAACAUUCCCAAUAUUUAUAUUUGGCAGAUUAACGUAAUACCAUAUAGCUACAUGGGAUGGGUGUUACAAUAAGAAAGCAAAGGAUUAAGAAAAAGAUCUGAAAAAAAUACUUAACUAAAAUCACGUGUUAAAAUCACAUUAAGUGUUAAAAUACUUAACUAAAAUCACGUGUUAAAAUCACAUUAAGUGUUAAAAUACUUAACUAAAAUCACGUGUUAAAAGUGUUAAAAUCACAUUAAUGGUUGCUCUAUUCAAGUCUACCAGUAUGACUGACAGUUAGCCAGCAUGAAAAAUACCAGGACAUUGACACUGAAGCAGCUAAUGGAAUUCAGCCGUUAUUAAACUCAUUGCCAGACAAUGAAGACAUGUCAGAAUGUCUUCAUUCAUUGUAAAUAUUUCAAUAAUAUAAUUGGCCAUGGUUUCUUUUCACUGAAGUUAUUUUAUAAAAAAUGGGCAAAUACUGCCAUAGAUAUGAGAGGUCAUUUUUACCUUAGCAUUCACUAAAGAUGGUCAAUAAUAUAUAUUUUUGGGGGAAAUUUAUGGUGUCUUACAAAAUCUUUUUUCGUUUUGUUGUUGCUUUUAUAGUAUUAGUAAGUCGGUACAGUAUAUAUUUAUUCAUCUUAAAAUUUGGAUAAUUUCUAUCACAAUCAGAAGCACUGUUCAUUUCAAGCUCCCAUCAUUUAGUAGCAGACUGGACUUCUCUGCAAAGGCAGUUUCAGGAACAAGAUAGGAGGAAGAAGGAACUUCCAAGACAAACUGUUUUAGGUACAUAUUUGAUCCAAUGGAGCUGUUUUUUCUGCCUCUGACAUGAUGUACAGUAAAAACACAGCAGACAUAAAACCCAUGAGUGAAAUAUGU